Messenger RNA from Rotaria sp. Silwood1, 783 nucleotides. Lineage: Eukaryota; Metazoa; Rotifera; Eurotatoria; Philodinida; Philodinidae. The record is from the annotation of a GenBank genome assembly.
AUGUCUUUAUCACAAUCAUCAAAAUUAAAAUCUGAUGUUGAUCAACUUGAUGAUCUUGUUAAAGAUUUACUUAAUGAAGUAAAUCGACCAAUUGAAACAAGUACAACUAAUCGUACUAGUAAUAAUAAUAAUAAUAAUAAUAAUAAAUAUUCAACAUCAUCUUCAUCAUAUUCUUAUUAUCGUCAAUCAGAUAAUGAUAAUAAUGAUGCAUCAAAUUCAAAAUUACCUUCAUCUCUUCGAGCUUCGUCAUAUACACAAGCAUCAACAUUAAAUAAUCAAAAACGUAAUGAUUUUGAUGCUAAUACAGUUAGUGGUCUUAUUGAUGGUUCAUCACUAUCAUCGAGUGGUGUCCAACGUGAAGAACAACGUGUAAAGACUACACGUGAAGAACGUAUACGUAUAAAACGCGGCGGUGGUGGUGCUAGUGCUAGUAUCAGUGAUGGUACAGAAAUACCAAUAACAAGUUCAUCAAUGAAAACAACAACCACAACCACAAAUAAACCAAUUCAAACAACAUCAUCACGAGACCAAUUAUCCAUUGAUGAACAACUUAUUGAUUCAUUAUUAGAAAGUGUUCAAAAUACUCUAAGAAAACGUUCACAACAACAACAACAACUACCAACACAUCAAACAACAUGGACAACUGAUAUACCAAUACAUCAUCAACAACCAACAAAUAAUCGUCGAACAUAUAGUUCAAGUGCUGCUUAUACAGAUUCGGUUCAUCGAGUAAGUACAUCAAGUGUUGAUAUAAUUAUUGGUCACACUUUAAUUGUGUUUUAA